AUGCUUACAGGAACUGGUUUCAUCAAACAGAUGAGUGAUUGGAAACUCUUUGAUAGUCUUACUUAUGUUUCCGGUCUAUCUGGUGGAAGCUGGAUACUGAUGGAUCUUAUCACACACGAUUUUGAGGUGGAUCUCAUGUUGACAGAUUGGAAUUUGGAUGAUGGACUUUUGCAGGGGAUUCCUGAUUUUGUUGUGAGGCAGAAAGAUCUUGUCUCUGGUAUUGAAGAGAGUGAUUUGACAGAGGAGGCCCUGCUCAAGAGGGAUUGGAGUGGAUUUGAUAAUGAGGAGUUUAGAGAAUUUCGAGAAAUUUUGGAUAUGGAGGUUGCUCUCUUCGACGAAGAAACAAACGACGAGGGCUUGGGUAAGAGAAGUCUGAAUCCACUUUUGAGGUUACGGCAAUUAUUGUUCGACGAUGAUGAUGAAGUGGAGGAGCCUUUGAAAGGGUCUUUAAAAGACAAGAACGACACAGCACAGAUCAAAUCAUGGAAAUCUGUUAAGCGGAUAAUUCAAUUUUACAUUGACCUUCAUAUGGAGGUUAGACCUAAAAAGAUGAAGGGGUUUCCAGUUUCGUUCACAGAUUAUUUGGGUAAAGCCUUCAUAAGGAAUUUGGGAAGCAAUGUCACUAAUAUGCUGAACGGCUCUUCAUUCUCUCGUUUAUUCAGAGAAUCCAAAAGCUUUAAAGAUUUCAAGGCUCCGAUACCCAUAGUCGUUGCAAAUUGUAAAAAUGAGCGACUAAAGAAUGUAAUUUUCGAGUUUACCCCGUUUGAAUUUGGAUCUUGGAACCCGUUACUACGCUUAUUCGUUAAAUUAGAAUAUUUGGGCUCGAGAAUCAGAAGUGGCAUAGCCGAACGUUGCGUCAAGAACUUUGACGACGUUGGAUUCAUUACCGCCACUUCAUCUUCGAUCUUCAACAAUGCUCUAAUUUACAUCUGGAACAUGACUGCAAAGUCAUCUAGAGAGACUGUGAAAGCAAUAAAGACUAUCAUGGGUUUGUUCGGACUGGAGAUGGCUGGCACCGAUUCAAACGAUGUCAGAUCAUCAACUCUAGACCAGAUCAAAGCUGAUUAUGCUGUUUAUCAUCCCAAUCCAUUUUUUAACUACCCCGGAGUAGACAGCAUACUUACUACUAAUGACCACCUAUAUCUUGUUGAUGGCGGCGAAGAUGGGGAGAACAUUCCCCUACGGCCAUUGCUGAUCCCCGAGCGGAAAGUUGAUGUAGUCCUCAUCCUGGAUUCGAGUUCUGACAAUCAAAACUUCCCUGAUGGAAGAAAGCUGAAGAAUGUGAUGAACCAAUUGAACCCUGAGAAGGCAUGGUCUUUUCCGGAGUUAGAGUUCCCACUUGAACAUCCAUUAGCAUUUGGCUGUUUCGAUAAAGAUCAUCCUCUCCUUCUCUAUUUUUCCAAUGGUCAACACAGCUAUCGAUCCAACACUUCAACAUUCAAGAUCGUAUACGAUGAAAGCGAGAUAGGUAGGAUGCUGAUGAAUGGUCGAGAAGUCUUCAGUUCGGAUUUUGAUGAGCAUCAUAGAAAUUGCCUUGGCUGCCUCUUAAUCAAGAGGACGUUAGAUCGUUCAGCAUAUUUGUCAGAGCCAAGUUUCUGUCGUGACUGUUAUGAUGAAUAUUGUUUCUGA
Torulaspora delbrueckii is the source of this 1629-nucleotide messenger RNA. It is a transcript of the gene SPO1, whose product is annotated as putative carboxylic ester hydrolase. Gene Ontology annotation, biological process: glycerophospholipid catabolic process. NCBI's taxonomy places the organism in Eukaryota, Fungi, Ascomycota, Saccharomycetes, Saccharomycetales, Saccharomycetaceae. Gene Ontology annotation, cellular component: intracellular membrane-bounded organelle; cytosol; extracellular region. The coding region runs from base 1 to 1629 and encodes 542 amino acids. The transcript has a single exon. The record is from RefSeq and is a predicted model, not a curated record. Gene Ontology annotation, molecular function: A2-type glycerophospholipase activity.